This is a messenger RNA of Durio zibethinus, 1150 nucleotides long. The record is from RefSeq and is a predicted model, not a curated record. Lineage: Eukaryota; Viridiplantae; Streptophyta; Magnoliopsida; Malvales; Malvaceae.
CAGAAGAGAGACCCAAACAAUCCUCUGUAGCAAUGCCCCACAUACUCCUCCACCACCACCUCCCAAUCGCCCCCGUCCAUCUCAGACCAUUUUCUUUCCCCACCUCAAAACCAACGGCCUAUGUUCGCCUUCGCACCAACCCCACAAGAGGAGCAACCAUAAAGUGCAUGGCCAAUCCCAGGAGAGUUAAAAUAGCAGCGAAACAGAUAAGGAGAGAGCUUUCCGACAUGCUCUUAACUGAUAAAGUAUUGCAAUACGCUUUCUUGACUGAAGCCGCCUUGGGAGCCGACCGCUACCUCUCUUCUCUUACUACUGUAAGUGAUGUUGAAGUUUCAUCUGAUUUUCAGGGCUUCAUUAUGUCCAAACUGAUAACUGAGAAAUCUCUGUUUCCAGACACAUCAAAGUUAUAUACAACAUUGCAGUGCAUUGCUGUAUCUGCUUUUGGUGACGAGAGAGGGAAGGAGAUUGCACUUGCUGGAUUGAAAUCAAAAGCUAAAUAUGCUAGAAGUGAGCUGGGAAAGCGUAUGAAGUUGCGGCUCACACCAGAGAUACGCUUUAUUGAAGAUGAGUGGAAGCAGGUAAGUGCUCGGGUAAUUGCAAUAUUAGAUAGAAUAACGGCUGAGAAAAAGAUUGCAGCCGAUGAAGGUGAAAAAGAAUUUGAAUCAUCUGAUUCACCUCAAGAUGAUAGAGACUGGGAAGGUGAUGGAGAUAUUAUUUACGUAAAGUAGUUACCUUACCAGUUACUCUGCAUUUCCUGUGGGCAGAAUGAAGUCGUUGUUGUAGCAGCAUUUUUACAGGUUUGUUUCUCCUUGUGGAUUUAGUUUUAUCUCCAUGGUGUUUGAGGCUGAUUUCUUGCUUGAACCCAGUCUUUCUUACUUGAUUUUAAAUUAAUUAGUGAGGGGCUAUAACUAAAAAAAUUGUGACUGGAACGUCCAGGAACAAUUCACUAUUUCGGUUAAAACUGGUAGGUUCAUAAUAAGAUUCUGAAAAUCUCAUCCUUGUUAAGCUGAAACUUAGAAAGCUAAGGUGCGCAUACUUUGAGAAUGGUGUCCCAGUGAUAUGUAGACUAGUAGGUUUGGGUCUACAACAUGUUGAGAUUCUGAUACAGGUUUCUUGAUGGUUUAGGGAAGAUAAUGAUAAGAUGAUUAUA